GGGUUGGACUAGAUGCGACCUCCCGAAGUCCCUUCCCAUCCUCAUUUUCUAGGAUUCAGUGUGGUCAGCGCCCCUGGGAUCGGCAUCUUUGAUUCUAGGGCGUACGUGUAGGUAGCUCACGCUGGGAGGUUAACGUGUUAUGACGAAGCCUGCCCUCCUCAGGCUACACAUUAGUUCAGCGUUACCUUCUCUUGGAGAAGGUGCCCCACUGUUUUACUGUAAGGACUUCCGGUUUCUUGAAAAGAAUCAUCAGGGUCUGGAGAGACCAGGAAGCUGCUUGCUAGCAAGAGAGUAUUGAGGAGGCAGACCCUGAGCACGACGUUGUAAGUAGCACUGGGGUGGAGUUGGUCAGCUGGCUCGGGAGAGCUGGAGUGGUGUUGAUUUAGAUCCACCUCGCUGGAACAGGCACAAGGGUCAUGUGGAGUACGAGUACGGACUCUUCCGCCUGAUGAGUGGUGAUGCCUGGCCCGGCCUAAUGAGCUGCAGAGCCAAGGACCCCUCUGCUGGGGUGUCCAAUGUAUGACAGCAGUGUGGCUAAAAAUAUCGUGUUGCAAAACAGAGCUGGCUGCUGGUGAGCCUGGCUGGACAGCUGGACAGCAGUCAGAUUCCGAGGAAGAUGAACCAGCAAAGAAGAAGAAUAGUCUUCAGGGUCGUGGCGAGGGCUCCGGUUUGUCUGCUCUGCUUCCUCAACCCAAGAACUCCACAGUGAAAGAGACAAAUCGGGUACUUUUGCCCUACGCUUUCACGCGGAAAGCAGCAGAGAAUGCCCCUGAGUCCAAACCGGCCAGGGCCCCAACCUCCUCCUCCAAGACAAAACCCCUGUUCAAGCCAGCAGUGGCCACGACCCCUUCGCCGUCCGCUAUCAAAGCAGCUGCCAAAAGUGCUGCCCUGCAGGUGACCAAGCAGAUCACCCAGGAGGAAGAUGACAGUGACGAAGAGGUGGAGCCCGAGAAUUACUUCUCCUUGUCGGACAAGAGUGAGCCCAGCGUGGUCAGCACAGAGGCAUACGUGUACUCUGGCACUGUGGUGACGGAGGACCCGCCCCCCGGCACAGAACCAGAGCCCCAGUUCCAGGAUGCUGCUGCAAAUGCCCCUCUGGAAUUCAAGACUGCUGUGGGUUCGAGCUCCACGCAGCACAGCUGGGCACCCAAGCCUGGUGAAGAGUAUGGCGACCAGUCAUACAAUCAGUUCCCUGGCUACAGUGAUGCCAAUGCUACUGGUGCUUACUACCAGGAUUACUACAGCAGUGGCUAUUACCAGGAGAUGGAGCCGGCCCAGGGACCGCCACAAGAGACUGGCAGUGACUCCUCCUUCAUCGACGAUGAAGCGUUCAAGCGUCUCCAAGGCAAGCGGAACCGAGGGAGGGAAGAGAUCAAUUUUGUGGACAUCAAAGGAGACGAUCAGCUGAGCGGCGCCCAGCAGUGGUUGACCAAAUCCUUAACGGAGGAGAAGACCAUGAAGUCUUUCAGCAAGAAAAAAGGAGACCAGCCCACUGGGCAGCAGAGGAGAAAGCACCAGAUCACGUACCUGAUUCACCAGGCGAAGGAGCGAGAACUGGAAUUGAAAAACACGUGGUCCGAAAACAAACUCAGCCGGCGCCAGACCCAGGCCAAAUACGGAUUUUAGCACCUCUCCCCCUGGGGGUAGUAGCCCAGGUGACCUGCUGUGUCAGAUCCCUCCCGGCCCCCCGGGAAGUGACGAGGCCCCUGGACAGAACCCUGUCUGCUGCGUGGGUGAGAGGAUACAGCACUCCCCUGGCCACCAGGAGCAGGGUUUAGUGCGAGCCAUGUCUGUAACCCAACGCUCUGCGCUUUUUAUUUUGAACGACGGUGUAGAAGGUUCCAAUCACGUCUGGUCCGUGCAGCUAGGGAUGCCGUCGCAAAGAGCUGCUGGCCCAUCCGGAGAGAACACCGCUGGUGCCAGGUUGGGAGCUCUCGCCCUGUGGGUACACAGACCUCCGUCUUUCUCUCUUCCAAGUUGCUGCCAGAACUGUAGGCAGAGCCUCCAUCUGUUUCCGACUCCACUGUCGCUCCGUUCCGAAAGGCAGCGGGAGGGGGUUUGCAUUGAAAGAGCCUUUCAAGUUUCCCCCCCUUUUUUUUCUGUACCUGAGUGGAUACACAGCUCCUCAUGUGCUUGUGAUGUUGGCAGUUUUCAGAUGUGGCUGAUCUUUUGUGUUUGGUUCCUUAGCCACCUCUGCUGGCAACUCACACUGAGGGGAAACGACUACUUGUUUUCCAAGGGCUGCUGGCUAGCAAAGCGGUGUUGAGUUUGUUUGAAAACCAUGCAAAAAAUCUCCCUGUGCAUGGAUUAUGCAGGAGACCUGAACGUUUUUUUUUUUCUCUGCCAGCACAAAAGCUGCUGUAAGCUCUCAGAUCUCUGAAUGUUGUCUCUGUUUCUCCCCGUCCCCGCCCCUCCGAACCACAGCCCACAAUGCUGUAAAAGGAAGAAAAAAAAAA
This is a messenger RNA of Alligator sinensis (Chinese alligator), 2456 nucleotides long. RefSeq names its product papillary renal cell carcinoma (translocation-associated) (gene PRCC). The record is from RefSeq and is a predicted model, not a curated record. The coding region runs from base 520 to 1626 and encodes 368 amino acids. NCBI's taxonomy places the organism in Eukaryota, Metazoa, Chordata, Crocodylia, Alligatoridae. The transcript is spliced from 7 exons. Gene Ontology annotation, cellular component: nucleus.